UUACCUUCCUGGAGCUUGCGCAGUUUAUAUUUUUCUGAGGCAAGACCCAUGAGGUGGAUAUGCCACAGGUAAACCUGUUAGAGUCUAUCAUGUCUUUAUUGAAAGUAGAUUUGCAGCGGGCUAGAGCGAGAAGGGGAGAAACGAACGGAGAUGUGCGUGUAAGAAAGACGCGAAACGUUAAACAGUAAAUAGCUUCUUUACUGCUCGUCGACGGCACGAGUUCUUUAACGGCGAUCUUAAUUCGUACGACUAACAAUCAACGGCGCGUACAAUGCUGACAGGUGUGAUCGACGGUACUCAGUUGUGUUGCGAGGACAACAACUUUACUAUCGGACGCAUACCUAUUGAAGAUGACGUUGCUCGAAACCAGGAAUCCUUGAUAUGGACUUGUUACGGUGUCAUAGUCCCCAUCAUCUUAACCGUCGGCGUUUUCGGCAAUGCGGCAAUCCUUGUCGUGCUGUCCGACCCGAUGUUUCGCGGUAUCGCAUACUUGUAUCUCAGCGGACUCGCGCUGGCGCACAUCGGCGUGGUCCUGUCUUGGAUAACAAUCACGCUGAGAUUGGGCUACGGCAUGAGCAAUAAUUACCCAUCAGCUUUCUACCAUGCUCAUCUUGAACUCGUUAUUUUAAACGGCUUCUCGGCCGCCAGUGUUUUUAUCAUGGUCUGCUUAAUUGUGGAUCGAUAUAUUUUUGUAUUCUUCCCGGCGCGCAUUCGCACCGGAAAUGCGCGCAAGAACAUCAAUUCCUUCAUACUGUCUUCUUUCAUUGCUGGUUUCAUGAUCAGUAGUCCGCUAUCGGUUAUGAGAAUCGUUUAUACGGAGCAAGAUGAGUCCGGCACUUCUUUUACAUUACGCGAAAAUGUGGUCGUUACGCAAAAUGUUAUAUGGAGAGCGUAUAUUUGGAUUAUACAGAUCGUAGUGCGAAUUUGCCCGUCGAUCGUAUUUAUUGUACUGAAUAGUCUGGUCAUUAAGCGAUUUCUACAACUGAAUGUGCAAAGCCGACAAUUCCACACCGUUGCAGACAAGUUUCGGACCAACAACACGCCCGACACAUCGUUGCUGUCUCGCAAUCGAGGAUACAAAGAGGAGCAACACUUGGCGAUAUUGACGACAACAAUGAUUCUGUGCUUUUUCAUAACAGCAGUUCCGCCAAGUCUCACGCCGAUACUGUAUACCGAUCGUCAUCCGUCGGAUCUCGGUUACCAAACGUUCCGAGUGUAUUCGGCGAUCGUCGAGCUCAGCAAUUAUGCCAUUUAUAUUCUCAUAUAUCUUGCCUGCAGUACAGAAUUUCGAAGCAAGUUUCUGCGAAUUCUACAAGGAAAGUGUAAUGAAAAUACGGGGCAGGACGUUGAUCAGCCGAUAGGCGAGAUCGAGGAUUACAGCCGGCACGGUACUACUGUUCGACUGACACCGGAACAUACCAAAUUGAACUCCCCCGAGUCGCCGACCAAGGAAACUAGGCUGGAGGAAGAAAAUGCGCAACCGUCAGAAGCCACUGCUUUUAUGUUAGAACGCCGUGUGAUUGUAUAAUUGUAAAUUGUAUUUAUACGUUGCGCAUCGGGUGCAAUCGAUCAUUUGUAUUUAUUCUAUAUAUACAUACGCAUUGUAUUUGUAUUUAUUAUAGUAUUGUACAUUUUUGACGCGUAUGUAAUGAAACUCUAUGUAUCAUUAAUGGCUUCGAAUUAAUGUACGAGAUUGUUUUAUGUAUUACAAUUCUGUACUAUAUCGAUGGUUUUGAUUAAAUAUCUCAAAUGAUGAAUCUUAAUCUUA
Molecule: messenger RNA, 1768 nt
Organism: Vollenhovia emeryi
Lineage: Eukaryota; Metazoa; Arthropoda; Insecta; Hymenoptera; Formicidae
Product: probable G-protein coupled receptor B0563.6
Exons: 6
Coding region: 272-1528 (418 amino acids)
Biological process (GO): G protein-coupled receptor signaling pathway
Cellular component (GO): membrane
Molecular function (GO): G protein-coupled receptor activity
Source: RefSeq, a predicted model, not a curated record